This is a messenger RNA of Planococcus citri (citrus mealybug), 1801 nucleotides long. RefSeq names its product TAR DNA-binding protein 43-like. Gene Ontology annotation, biological process: regulation of gene expression. Bases 326 to 1360 code for a protein of 344 amino acids. The transcript is spliced from 5 exons. Gene Ontology annotation, molecular function: RNA binding. The record is from RefSeq and is a predicted model, not a curated record. NCBI's taxonomy places the organism in Eukaryota, Metazoa, Arthropoda, Insecta, Hemiptera, Pseudococcidae. Gene Ontology annotation, cellular component: nucleoplasm; chromatin.
GCUUCGAAGAUCGAAGACAACGAAGAUUAGAUUUCUUAGAGUAAUAGCUUAAAAUGUUGUUUACUUUAGGGAAAAAUGCGUUAAAAUUCGUUAUAGAGAGGUUGUCUCUGUUUUUCUAGCUCAUUAGUGCUUGAAGAAUUUCAAAUCGAAGCAAGAAAGACGAAAAUUUUGAAAUUUUCAUUUCUCUUGUAAAGAGUUAUGAAAAAAACUGGAUAGCAAAACCGACGUAUUCAAAAUAAGUAGGUUGAUUAAGAAAUUCUGGUGUAAAUGAACGACGUUGUAAAUAUUUACGAUCGCGUAGACAUAAUAGUUUAAUUUUAUUGCAAUGAGUUCAAAUUAUGUACGAGUCAGCGAAGAUACCGGCGAAGAACCGAUCGAGCUGCCAGUCGAACAAGAUGAUACAUUGCUGCUGUCUACGGUAUCAGCUCAAUUUCCCUGCGUUUCGGGAUUAAAAUACGCUGUCGAGAAUUACUACAGAGGAGUUAAGCUCUGCGAAGGACGUCUUUAUCCUCCGGAUGGAUAUUGGGGUAAAACGGUGUACUACUGUGUGUUCCCUAAAGAGAAUAAAAGGAAAUGCAACGAUAGCCCGUCUAAUUUUCAAAUCAAAACGAAACGAUUCGAAGCGAACUCUUCGAUUGAUCUGAUAGUCUUAGGUUUACCUUGGCAGUUGACUGAAAUACAAUUGAGAGAAUAUUUUCAAACGUAUGGUAGCGUUAAGAUGGCUAUGAUAAAACGCGAUCAAGUUACCGGGCGAUCGAAAGGAUUCGGAUUUAUCAGAUUCGAUCAUUACGACAGCCAAGUGAAAGUUUUAUCGAAGAGACAUUUCAUAUCGGGACGUUGGUGCGAUGUUAAAAUACCCGACUCCAAAGAAGGAUCAGACGUACAUAUCCCGUGUAAAAUAUUCGUCGGCCGAAUCAGCGAGAAUUUAACGGUGGACGAUUUACGGGCUUAUUUUAGUCAAUUCGGCGAAGUAACCGAUGUUUACAUACCAAAGCCAUUCAGAUCUUUCGCAUUCGUCACGUUCGACAGUCCAGACACAGCUCAACAUUUAAUCGGCGAAGAUCACGUAAUCAAAGGCGUAUCGGUACACGUCUCCGAGGCAUCGCCCAGGUACUCCAACUCGAGAACCCAACGUCAACGUAAUCCUUUCUGGCAAUCGACCAAGUCUACCAAUAAACACCAGCCUCCGGUAGACUCGAACGCGGUCGCUUUGCUUUCAGCUAUAGCUGGUAACCCAUCUGUGCUCGCAGCUGUCAAUCAAAUGGGCCUAAAUUGCAAUAAAAUGCCCGCUAAUAAUCCUAGAAACCAAAAAUGUGAACAGUACGGAUACGCGGAACCGUCGCAUUUCAUGUACCAAUAAUUUAUUUAAUUUUUUAAAUGGCGAUGUCGAGGGAGUUUUUUUUCUUAUUGGUUUUUUUAAUUCGUAUACCAAUGUACCUAUUUGUGAUAGUGUAUUUUUUCUGUUAGCCGAAGUGUUUUUAAAACAUCACAUUAUUUUACAGGUGUUAUUUCGAUGUACGUCUUUUUUUUUGUUUAUUGUUUUUUUUUUCUGUUCCAAAGGGGCUCGUACGAAGGAUAAAAUUUCAAUUUACGUACUGCCAGUUCUUAUGUAUGAUUUUUUUUCUCUGUUUAUUUUUACAUUUAUACGUCUUAUUAUGCUUUACGAUGAGAGGAACGUGCGAGCAUUUUUUUCAAGUUGCUCUGCGAUUUCCUCGUCCUUUGUUUCUACGUUUUUUUUCCUGUUAUUUUACGCUAGAGUGUGUAUUAAUUUUAAGGCGAAUAUAUAUCUCGAAAGGUUUAA